CGGAGGAGGAACGGCCAGCAGGACCCGGCGCCCGGACCAGUGUGGCUGGCCCCAGGCAGGACUGGCUCGCUACCGUUUUCUCCCACCCCAGGACUUGCUGGACCUCGCCCACAAUGAUGUUUGGGCCGCUGUUUCUCAUGGCGCUGAGCCUGCUGCAGGUCCCUCUCGGUGAUGGGCAGGGCUGCCUGAGCAAGCGGUCAGUGCUCACCACCCUGCGCCAGAUGCAGAAGCUGCUGUCCAGCCAGGAGGCGGCCCAGCUGCGGGGGCUGCGCGGCCUCAGGAAGCAGCUCACGCUGCUGCAGGGGAACCUCCACAAGCAGGCUGCGUGGGGGAAUGAGACGUGCCCCCCUCUGGCCGCGCCCAGCCACGGCAGGAAGCUGGGGAAGAAAGCGGGCGUCGGGCACGAGGCGCACUUCUUGUGCGACGCCGGCUUCCAGCUGGUGGGCGCCGAGACCCGGCUCUGCCAGGAGAACCGCACGUGGAGCGGGCAGCAGCCCUUCUGCAAGGGUAUCGAUGACUGCUCCGGUCAGCCCUGCGCCAACGGGGGCACGUGCGUGGAUGAGGUGCAGCGGUAUGUCUGCCUCUGCCCCGGCGGCUGGACCGGAAGCAACUGCCAGACCCCGGCCGCCUCCUACUGGGUGUCUCUGAGCAACAACUCCUUCAGCCGCCAGCCCCGCUGUGCCGAGAACGCGCAGGGCGCCCGGCAGUGCAGCUGCGACGCGGGCUUCCAGAUGCGCGCCGGCGGCCUGUGUCAAGAUGUGGACGAGUGCCAGCUCUUCCAGCUGAGCCACCAGAACCGGAUCUGCGUCCACAGCUGCGUCAACCUGCCCGGCUCCUACCGCUGCGUCUGCCCCCCGGGCUACCUGCUCAGCCCCGACCAGAACACGUGUGAAGACGCGGACGAGUGUGCGGAGCAGCGGCACAACUGCAGCCGGGGCGAGCUCUGCAUCAACACCUUCGGGGGCUUCCAGUGCGUGCGGCCCGAGUGUCCCCGGCCCCGGCACAACACCAGCUACGUGAAGACCUCGGCCUUCCAGUGCGAGCGGAACCCGUGCCCGGUGGAGAGCCAGGCCUGCCGCCAGGCGGCCAACUCCAUCUCCUUCCACUACCUGCCGCUGCCCUCCAACCGCACGGUGCCCCGGGUGCUCUUCAGGAUGUCCACCACCCGCUUCCUGGGGGACAGCCUGCGCUUCGCCAUCACGGGGGGCCAGGGCCUCGGGGCCUUCGCCGUGCAGCGCUCGGACCGGCACACGGGCGAGCUGGUGCUGACCAGCCCCGUGCCGGGCCCCGCCACCCUGGAGGUGCAGCUGGAGAUGAGUGAGCUCUCCAAGAAGGUCCUGCUGGGCAAGCACGUCUUCAGGAUCACCGCCUUCAUCUCCCCCUAUGAGUUCUAGCUCGUUGCGGGGGCUCCCAGGGGCCGCAGCUGCCGCCCCUGCUUCCUUCCCCUCUGCCAUAACCAGGGCGGGGAUGCUGGGAAGGCCACCUGGGAUCAGGGCCCCCGGCUCUGCCUCCUGAGGGAGCCCGGGCAAGUCCCUUCCCCUACCUUGCACCUCCCCAUCCCUAGUGUUAGAUUUCUAACUUCUACUUCUAAGGAAAUAAAAGUCUAAAGUAAUUCA
Sarcophilus harrisii (Tasmanian devil) is the source of this 1616-nucleotide messenger RNA. RefSeq names its product fibulin-7-like. Lineage: Eukaryota; Metazoa; Chordata; Mammalia; Dasyuromorphia; Dasyuridae. The transcript has 9 exons. Gene Ontology annotation, molecular function: calcium ion binding. The record is from RefSeq and is a predicted model, not a curated record. The coding region runs from base 114 to 1394 and encodes 426 amino acids.